Molecule: messenger RNA, 1923 nt
Organism: Amaranthus tricolor (Joseph's coat)
Lineage: Eukaryota; Viridiplantae; Streptophyta; Magnoliopsida; Caryophyllales; Amaranthaceae
Product: glutamate receptor 2.2-like
Cellular component (GO): membrane
Molecular function (GO): ligand-gated monoatomic ion channel activity
Source: RefSeq, a predicted model, not a curated record
AUGGCACUCUUUGACUUAUAUGUUAGUCACCCUGAUUACCUAACAAGACUAGUUUUAAGUACUAAAGAAUACAAUCUUGAUAUCAUUAGUGCUGCCGCUGUAGCUUGUGUUGCGGCCCUUCACUUGAUCAAUAAUGUUGAAGUUAAGGCAAUAAGAGGGCCACUUACAUCAAGUGAAACUCAAUUUGUGAUAAAUGUAGGGACUAAAGCUAAAGUACCCAUUAUUGCUUACUCUGCAACAAGUCCUUUCCUUUCAUCUCUAAAGUCCUUCAUUCGAGCUACACAAAAUGAUGUUACUCAAGUACAAGCCAUUGGAGCCCUUAUACAAUCAUUUGGUUGGAGAGAAAUCGUGCCUAUAUAUGCUAACAACGAAUAUGGUCAAGGCAUCAUGCCUCAACUGGUUGAUAUGCUGCAGGGAUCUAACACCCGGAUGCCAUACCAAUGUCGUUUACUCGUUUCUCCGUUAGUGACCGAUGAUCAAAUCUUACAAGAAUUAUACAAGUUGAAAAGUAUGCAAACAAGGAUGUUUGUAGUCAGGAUAUUUCUUAAAGCUAAAGAAGCUGGUAUGAUGAGUGAAGAUUAUGUUUGCAUUUUGACAAAUGGAAUGAGUGAUUUACUCGAAUCUUUUGAUCGUAAUGCUCUCGAAUGAAUGCAAGGUGUGUUGGGUGUCAAGACUUUUGUGCCUAGAACCGAGUUAAAGAAUCUCACCACUCGAUGGUCGAUGACUAAUAAGCAUGAUCAUCCCAUGAAUGGAUAUGGUUUAUGGGCUUAUGAUGCUACUUUAGCUUUAGGCAAUGCAGCAGAAGAGCUUGGUAAUAGAUUAGAUCACUUUAAUCUCCGGAAUCUACACAGAACAUAUAUGAAUUCGACUCCAACAGGGUAGAACCUUUUACAAGCAAUGUUAAAGACAAAAUUUCAAGAUCUUGCAGGAGAUUUUAGCCUUAGCCAAGCAGGGAAAUUGACAAAACCGUCAGUGUACCAAAUCAUAAAUGUGGAUGGAAAUGGGUGGAAAGAUCUCGGAUAUUGGACUGCAGAAAAUGAACUUGUAAAGAUUAAAGGAGAUUUGUCGGGAAGACAUCAUCGUUAUUCUACAUCGAAUGCUAAUUUACGAGCCAUCAUAUGGCCAAGAGAUUCUGUGCCUGUUCCGAAAGUUUGGGUCAUUUCUGCAAGCAGAAAAAAGCUAAAGAUCGGUGUGUCUGUCAAGUAUGGUUUUACUGAAUUAGUGAAUGUGCAGAACUGUCCGGAAACUAACACUACCCAAGUCACUGGUUUCUGCAUCGAUGUUUUCGAUGCUGUUAUGGAUAAGCUUCCCUACUAUGUUCCUUAUGAGUUCAUUCCAUUUGCGGAGAUGAAAAACACAGCCUCGAGCUCAUAUAAUGAUCUAACCUAUGUUACAGUCAAGCAGCUACAACCUGCAGUUAAAGAUGUGAAUCAGUUGAUAGAAAAAGGUGAAUCUGUGGCAUAUCAGCAUGGCUCCUUUGUCCAAGGACUUGCGCAACUGAAAUCAUACAAAGGAAGUGAAGAACUUAAUGAGUUGUUGUCGAAAGGAACGGAAAAUGGGGGUGUUGCAGCAGUUUUUGAUGAGGUUCCAUAUAUGAAGCUUAUCCUAGGAAAAUAUUGUCACAAGUAUUCUAUGGUUCAACCCACUUACAAGACCGGUGGAUUUGGCUUUGUAUUUCCGUAAGGGUCUCAACUAGUAGCUGACAUAUCAAGAGCAAUACUGAAUGUAACAAACGGAGAAAAGAUGGUGGGAAUAGAGAUAGAAUGGUUCACAACAAAUGACAGUUACGAUACAGACAGAGUAAGCAACAACGUUUCUCAAGAUCAUUUCUAUCUGGGAGUUGAGAGUAGGCCUAUGCAAUGGGCCGGAUACGGGCCAAACCGGGCUUUAGUGGAUACGGGCUGGAUCGGGUCGUGCCUAUGA